CCCAUAUAUAUAGAUUAUAUCUCUCUUCUAACCAAACUCUUUAAUUUCUCUCUUUAUAUUUCACACCCUUUGAUUUCACAUAAUACCAUGAAGGCCACAAUGCCAAAUGACAGGCAAUUGAUCAUCCUCGCCUCUAUCUUCUUCAUUCUUUUCCUCUGCAUCUUAGCCUCAACCAAAGUCAAAGAAAUCCGAUUCGAAAGUUUGCUGAAGUAUGGUGGAUUUGCUCUCUCAAAAGCACAAUUCCAUUCACACAACUCAUCUUUACCCAAUUCUCUCGGAGAAAAUUCGUCGUCGUCGGACGACAUCCGAAUCCUCCUCGGAAUUCUAACCCUUCCUGAACAAUACGAUCGCCGCCACUUUCUCCGCCUCAUCUACGGCACGCAAUCUCCGGUGGGCGCGAAAGUCGAAGUCAAGUUCGUCUUUUGCAAUCUAACCACAAAAGAUCAGAAAUAUUUAGUUGCGCUAGAAAUAAUGCGCUACGACGACAUUAUGAUACUCAACUGCAAAGAGAACAUGAACGAAGGCAAGACUUACACUUACUUCUCGAGUUUGCCAGAGAUGCUGAACGAGGAAAACAAACCAUACCCCCCUUACCACUACGUGCUCAAAUCAGACGACGACACGUACUUUAGGUUGGCAAACCUAGUGGAGUCAUUGAGGGUGCUGCCGAGAGAAGACUUGUACUAUGGUUUUGUGAUUCCAUGCGAAAGCAUGGACCCUUUUAACCAAUACAUGUCUGGAAUGGGAUAUUUGGUUUCUUGGGACAUAGUUGAGUGGAUUCGGGUUUCGGACAUUCCCAAGAGUCGCCUGGAAGGCCCCGAAGACAUGGUUCUCGGCACGUGGCUUCGCGAUGGCCAUCGGGCGAAGAACAGGUUCAAUGCAAAAUGGUCAAUGUACGAUUUUCCGGAGCCGGCCACACAGUGCACGCACGAGCUCUGGCCAGAUACGGUGGCGGUUCACCAGUUGAAGUAUCUGGACAGGUGGUUUCGUACCUUGGAUUACUUUAAUGUCACGAAGGCUUUGAAGCCUUCCAAACUCUAUCAUAUCCCUUAGUUACACUAUCUUGACCUUGUGUAGCCGACCCUAACUCUCUCCCCCUCUCUGUUAACCCUUUUAAUUGGAUAUUGACAAGUGCUUGAUCUAACAAUUCAAUUUUUCAAAAUUUAAUUGCCUAGCUAGGGUGAACACCAUUAUUCUCUUAGGAGUCUCUUCAAAAAAGUAAUAUCCUAGCAAUUUAUCACCAUUUAUUGCUAACUACAUAAUUGUUUUGGUAACCUGGAGAAACAUGCCAGUGCCAAGCUGAUUUACGUAUCAAUUUUGUUCUUUCAAGUAACCUAUGACCAACGACUUUUUUCCAUUAACCAGCAUUACUUUUUUUUCCGCUGUAAUGUGAACUUGACCGGGGCCUCGGGGCUCUCUCUAGAAAUUUCCAAACUCGCCAACAGCCCUUCUCUUCCUUCCCCUCCCCCCUUUCUCAGGCGGCGGGAGAGGAGGGAUCCUUCCCCUUUGAUCUCUCUCCCUCUAUUCUCUUCUCUCCACCGUCGAACUGUCUUCUCUCUCAAUCCCGCCACUGAAGUACGGACGUCCAUUGGGAAAUUUUUAGCCAAAUUAUUUUUUGGCGACGUUUCGAGGCUUCGGUUUCAGUGAUUGUGGGUAAAAUGUUGUCCACCACCGUUCUUAGCCUCCACCUUCUUAGAUCUGUGACCUAACGCCGUCUACCGCGUUUGCUAGUCAACCACCUCCCAAUGAUGUGAUCCUAUUUUGUGAAGCAGUGGUCGUGGUUACAAGUCUAUCAAGGUGGUUGCGAAAGAAUGACGGUGGAUGUCUCGGUGGUGCUUCUUUUAUUUUCUUAUUUGUUUUAAUAAUGUCCUCAUUUGGGGGGUUUCUUCUCAUUCUGUAGGGCGCUUAUACGCUCUUUAUGUUGGAGUGUCUGAUUUGUGGACUCCCAACCUUCUCCUAUGGGAAUCUUUUGAUAAAUGCUACCUCUCAACUUUUGGCAAAAAAAAAAAAAAAUGGAAAAACAUAUUUGGGAAA
This is a messenger RNA of Rhododendron vialii, 2034 nucleotides long. Its product is annotated as hydroxyproline O-galactosyltransferase GALT3-like. The record is from RefSeq and is a predicted model, not a curated record. Lineage: Eukaryota; Viridiplantae; Streptophyta; Magnoliopsida; Ericales; Ericaceae. Gene Ontology annotation, molecular function: hexosyltransferase activity. The coding region runs from base 88 to 1053 and encodes 321 amino acids. Gene Ontology annotation, cellular component: Golgi membrane. The transcript has a single exon.